AUGUCCACCAGUACAACAUUACCAGUCCAGAAAUUUAGACCUAUUGUGAUUUGUGGUCCUAGCGGAGUUGGAAAAGGAACCUUGAUUCAGAAAUUGUUUGCCGAAUUUCCAUCCAUCUUUGGUUUUUCAGUCUCGCACACAACCCGAGCACCAAGACCAGGAGAACAACAUGGCGUUCAUUAUUACUUUACACAAAAGGACGUCAUGCAAAAGGAAAUUGAUGAUGGUCUUUUCAUUGAGCAUGCCAACGUGCACGGAAAUUUGUAUGGAACAAGUUUUCAAGCCGUGAAAGAAGUUCAAAAUCAAGGAAAGUGCUGUGUUUUGGAUAUUGAUAUCCAAGGAGCUAGACAAGUGAGAGCAAACAAGGAGUUAAAUCCUCUUGUUCUCUUUGUUAAACCACCAAGCAUGGAUAUUUUGGAGCAAAGAUUGAGAAGAAGAGCCACAGAAACGGAAGAAAGUAUUCAAUUAAGAUUAAAGAAUGCUCGAAAGGAGUUGGAACAAUUCGAGAAGGACGACACUCAUCUCUUUGAUGAUUCCAUUGUGAACAAUGAUUUGGAUGAAGCUUAUGUCAGCUUGAAACAGACCAUUCACAAACAUCUUCCUGAGCUUGAUAUUGUUAAGAAUCAAGACUCAGCUACCAAGUAA
Naegleria fowleri is the source of this 645-nucleotide messenger RNA. RefSeq lists its product as uncharacterized. Gene Ontology annotation, molecular function: GMP kinase activity. Gene Ontology annotation, biological process: purine nucleotide metabolic process. The coding region runs from base 1 to 645 and encodes 214 amino acids. NCBI's taxonomy places the organism in Eukaryota, Heterolobosea, Eutetramitea, Acrasida, Naegleriidae. The record is from RefSeq and is a predicted model, not a curated record. Gene Ontology annotation, cellular component: cytosol. The transcript has a single exon.